AUGUCUCCUGCAGAAGGUUCUUCAUCGCGACUCAAGCGCCACGCUGGGCUCCUAAGCCUAAUCUCGGUCUUCGUUCUUGAUCCCAGCUUGGAAUUGAAAACUGGAGCGGACUAUCAGAAAACCCCACAAGCCUGCAACUUAGUGCGAGUCUGCGGCAAAACGCUUCCGGAAAACUGUAAGCCGGUUGAUAUGAUCGGAACAAAAUGCAUCGAUCAGAACUGGUUCGCAAUUCAAACCUGGCAGAAAAGUGGGAGCUACGAUGACUGCUCCGAGAAGCUAAUCAGGAACAGGGCUCCACCUGAAGGGCUUGAAUCUUUAGUGGCUGGUUAUUGCCCGUCGAAAGGGCAAUCGGUUUCCGAUCGUGGCAGUCCGCCAUUGGCGAAGUUGUUCUGGGACAAAAAUUAUCAGACAGAACUUCACUACGCGGUCAAAGUUGAUCCUACAACGGGCAAGCACAGGCUCGUAUUGGGUGGUUGCGACGAGGAAUGA
Molecule: messenger RNA, 489 nt
Organism: Protomyces lactucae-debilis
Lineage: Eukaryota; Fungi; Ascomycota; Taphrinomycetes; Taphrinales; Protomycetaceae
Exons: 2
Coding region: 1-489 (162 amino acids)
Source: RefSeq, a predicted model, not a curated record